AUGUCCUCUAAAUCUUAUAUCGUCACUUUAAAAGAUACUGUCUCAGAAGCCAGCGUCAAUUCUUUCAAGCAAUCAGUUCAGGAGAUCGGGGGUAAAAUUGUUGAUGAAUUCACUUUGAUUAAGGGUUUCACCGUUGAGUUACCAGGUACAGUCCAGAUCCAAUCUUUGGAAGAAAAAAACAGCGAAACUAUCCAAACGGUAGAGGUCAAUGGCGAAGUCUCAAUUAAUUAG
Molecule: messenger RNA, 231 nt
Organism: Henningerozyma blattae CBS 6284
Lineage: Eukaryota; Fungi; Ascomycota; Saccharomycetes; Saccharomycetales; Saccharomycetaceae
Gene: PBI2
Product: Pbi2p
Exons: 1
Coding region: 1-231 (76 amino acids)
Biological process (GO): vacuole fusion, non-autophagic
Molecular function (GO): endopeptidase inhibitor activity
Source: RefSeq, a predicted model, not a curated record